AUGGUCAUUGGAUACCGGCUUACUGAAAGGACAGGCGUAUACCAAUCUGUCAUAACCGCUGUCGAAGGUGGAUGUAGGCAUAUAGACACCGCAUAUCUGUACUUAACAGAGGAUUUGGUUGGCAAGGCUGUAGAGAACGUAAUAGAUCGAGGCAUAGUGAAACGAGAAGAUUUGUUUAUUACUACAAAGCUAUCAUUCCGAGUUCUUACACGCGCUCAGGUUAUACCGUCAAUUAAAGAGUCUUUAAAAAGACUAAAACUGGAUUAUGUGGAUUUAGUCCUUAUCCAUACACCGUGUGAUGUGUUAGGUUUAAAGCCCGGAUUCCCUAAAAAGUCCGAGUGUUCAAGGAAUCACACUUUAGAGGUGUGGAAGGGGCUUGAAGACGCAAAGCGAUUGUGUUUGACGAGAUCUAUCGGAGUUUCAAACUUUAACAGCACAGACAUGGCGAGUAUAUUAGCUGACUCAGACACUGUACCAGCUGUCAAUCAAAUUGAGACGAAUCCAACGUUCGCGCAUCAGGAAUUAGUUGCUUAUUGUCAAAGCAAAAAUAUAGUUGUAACAGGCUAUGCUCCGUUUGGUUUUCUCGUGUCAAGACCAUUCAACGAUUUAGCAUUACCACCGACCGUCGACGAUCCUUUCCUAGUGAGCCAGGCCGAGAAAUACGAUGUCACCGUCAACCAAUUAAAAGAUUUACGUCAAGCAGUGUUAUGGGCGAUAGAAUCUGGGUGGAGGACCAUAGACACGGAUGUUAACGAAGAUAUAAUAGCAGAGGCUGUUAAUGAAGCCAUACGAUGUGGACUUGUUACACGAGAAGAAUUAUUUAUCAUUGCUAGGUCGGGAAAAAAGAAAUUCAACCUUUUGGACCUUUGGACUGGCAUGGAAGACGCAAAGGAGUUGGGUUUGACAAAGUCCAUUGGCGUGGGCAACUUUAGGAAGGAAGACUUGAUUUCAAUUUUGCCGUAUUGUACGACAAAACCUGCUGUUAAUGAGAUUGAGGUAAACCCGACGUUCACAAAUAUUGAAUUAGUGGAAUAUUGUCAGAAGCAGGCGAUUAUUGUGAUGGCUUACGCGCCUUUAGGCUUUGCAGUUCCGAGACCGGAAGUGACCAAACGACCACCACCUUCGCUGACUGACCCCGUUUUGGUGAAAAUGGCCAAAAAAUAUGAUGUCACCACUGCUCAAGUUCUUCUUCGUUAUGUGAUUGAACGCGGCACAGUACCAAUAACAAGGUCAGUCAACAAGAACCACAUUAAGCAGAACAGAGACAUUCUCAACUUCACUCUCACUGACGAAGAAGUGGAUAUAAUCAACGGAUACAACAAAAACUGGCCUGUUUAUCCCGCUGAAAAACGCCUCAACGAUUACAAUAUCAAAAUGGAGCACGCAAGUCGACGAAAUAAGAAAUUGUACUAGUGAAAAAUUGUAAAGAUAUAACAAUAAUAA
Bicyclus anynana (squinting bush brown) is the source of this 1443-nucleotide messenger RNA. RefSeq names its product aldo-keto reductase AKR2E4-like. The transcript has 9 exons. The coding region runs from base 1 to 1413 and encodes 470 amino acids. Gene Ontology annotation, molecular function: aldose reductase (NADPH) activity. The record is from RefSeq and is a predicted model, not a curated record. Gene Ontology annotation, cellular component: cytosol. NCBI's taxonomy places the organism in Eukaryota, Metazoa, Arthropoda, Insecta, Lepidoptera, Nymphalidae.